CCGUGUGUGAGUUGUCCCAGGAUAUAUUAUAUUAUAUAUGUGUUGGGAACUAACUAAUUUUCGUAUCCAAGGCUUGUACAGGUUAUCUGACUGCAGAGUGGGUGGCGAUUGGAGCCAACACUCAGGCCACGAUGACCAUCCACCCUCUUAAUAUGAAAAUUGAUAUGAAACUUCUUAAAAACAUAGAUAACAUUUUUUAUUCUGUCCCCGUGUCAAACAAACUUUGACAGUGUAUCGGUAAAAACAUUAUUUUGAUAAUUUACCAUUUUUUCUGAUAAUUAUACACAUAAUGACGCAUUGCUGCUCACAAUGUGCCUUCACAGCUCAGUUCGAGAGCGCUCUGAUGAUGCACCGUCAGCUGCACCACGCCAGCGACUAUCAUGAACCCAAAAUGUCUCCCAGAGUGACAUCGGAAAAUUCCAACACAGUCCCCCGCGGUUCUUCAGUAAGUUCUUCACAAUAUGCUAUGAGCAAGAACAAAGGGAUGAAGCUAAUUGGUCGGACAUCAUCAGCGACACGCCUGCUAGACAAGCUGCGCGCGCGCAUCUGUCGCAGCAGAACACUGUUCUCUCAUCCUGAGGAAGCAUCGGAGACGGGGAACGAGGCUCACGGACCUGAAACUUCUAUCGUGAGUGAUUGCACUUCUAAGGACCUCAAACUGGAAGCGACUGGAUCCCGAGCGACUAUCAUGACAACCUUGAGGGAGGUCAAAGAGACCUUUGCAUGCCAUUUGUGUUCUUUUGAUGCGGACAGAAUAACAGUUUUAGACAGACAUCUCCUCAACGACCACAAGAUCGGUCUCGAAAACCUUCUAAAGCUAGUCAUGGCUAAAACAAAAGACGGACUCUCAGAAGACACCGCCCAUGUCUCCGUCUACGGGAUCAGACAGCCUUAUUACAAACCACCAGACGAAAUAAUAGAAGAAGGAGAAUUCGUUAUAGAAACAGUUACACCAAAGAUAAAAAUACUAAAACAUUCGGCGACGAAUACUGAAUUACAAUGGUCAGAUAUUCCUGACUUGAAAGACAAUUGCAAGAUGAUAACUAGGGAACUAGAAAAGCUGAUUAAAUAUCCGAUAGAGAAAUGCGAUAAAGAUGAGUUUUUGAUGAAAAUGCAGACGUUGAAUGAGUGUAUGUGUAAGUUUGUCGACUCGUCGAAUACGUUGAAGAAGGUUCUGACUAAAGAGUUUGAUUCGAAGCAUAACGUUCGCGAGCAUCUGAAUCUAGAUCAGCCGUUUUUUGAUUUGUGUUUAGGAGACAGUAGGAAUACGUCCAGGGUAUGGGAGAGGGCUCACAGCGAAAAUAUGGACAAGGCAAGAAGCAAGUACGGUGAAAACAAUAGUAGAGGCGAAAAGAAGUUUUCAUCGGAGAGUUUUUACUUCUAAUUUACUGUAAUUUGUGAAGAGUUUUAAGUUACUUUAACAAUAAACUAUUGUAUUACUCCUUUUUA
Trichoplusia ni (cabbage looper) is the source of this 1449-nucleotide messenger RNA. RefSeq lists its product as uncharacterized. The transcript has 8 exons. NCBI's taxonomy places the organism in Eukaryota, Metazoa, Arthropoda, Insecta, Lepidoptera, Noctuidae. The coding region runs from base 290 to 1384 and encodes 364 amino acids. The record is from RefSeq and is a predicted model, not a curated record.